Messenger RNA from Adineta steineri, 204 nucleotides. Lineage: Eukaryota; Metazoa; Rotifera; Eurotatoria; Adinetida; Adinetidae. The record is from the annotation of a GenBank genome assembly.
AUGGAUGAUAAUUUUACUUCAAAAUCAACAGUAUUACAUUUUGAGACAUAUAAUAAACGUCAUUUAGCAUCAAAUAUAGCUACAAAAAUUCUUAAAUGUCUUCAAGAAUUAGGAAUUCAAAACAAGAUAACAUCUGUAACAGCUAAUGAUGCUAAUAAUAUGCUUGGUGCAUUUGAUUGCCUUCGAAAUGUUGAUCGAUUUUAG